Messenger RNA from Camponotus floridanus (Florida carpenter ant), 2065 nucleotides. Its product is annotated as carboxypeptidase D. NCBI's taxonomy places the organism in Eukaryota, Metazoa, Arthropoda, Insecta, Hymenoptera, Formicidae. Gene Ontology annotation, molecular function: zinc ion binding; metallocarboxypeptidase activity. Gene Ontology annotation, cellular component: cell surface. The record is from RefSeq and is a predicted model, not a curated record. The coding region runs from base 584 to 2065 and encodes 493 amino acids. Gene Ontology annotation, biological process: proteolysis. The transcript has 10 exons.
CGGUGGUGGUGGUGGUUUGCUGGUGCUGGUCUACCGGUAUACUGGUGGUGGUAUAGUGAGUGCACGGCAUAUUUCGCUUCUCUUUGUAAGAGUUCUCAGUAUCUCGCUGCUACUCUCACGCAGGCGAGAGAGGCGGCUAACACCUUCCUCCUACGUUCGGACGUCAACUGUCAACCGUCCGCGCGCGGACCUCAUUCUCGUUCACUGUCGGCGCGUUCCUCUUCUUUCGUGAUUUCCUUCUUUCUUCUUUUUUUUCUUUCCAUCUCUUUAUUUUUUAUCCCCUCGACUUCCGCCAAAUGCCGUCUAUCUUGUUCGCUAACGUGAUCGCGUACGACGAAAAGUGCGUGUCCUCGUCAUCAGCGCCAACCACCACGUAAACGGCCAGGAGAGAAAAAAGAAGAUCAUCGCGAGAAGCUCGUUGUGCGAAUUCAUUUUCACUGCCCUGUGUCGCUCUCACGGAUAAAUUUCUGCGUGCGCGAACACAGAAGAGAAGAUCGUUCCUUGCGUCCAAAAGAUUACUUCAAAGCUAGUGCGAUCGUGUUCAGCGACUUUUACAAACGUUUAUCACUACUAAACUAUCAGAAUGUAUCGCGUGCUACUUUUUCUCAUCUCAAUCUAUGGAACCAUUAAUGGAAUGCAAUUACCUAGUAAAGGAGAUUUACCUCGUCAAUAUCAUCCGCGUUUCUUAAUGUACGAGGAACCAUAUAACAUUGAAUUCAAGUAUCACAAUUAUGAGCAGAUGAGCCGCUUUCUUCGCGCGACAUCCCUUCGAUUUCAAAAUCUCACCGCUCUGUACUCGAUAGGAAAGUCGGUGAAAGGUCGUGAUCUAUGGGUAAUGGUCGUGUCGUCAUCACCUUACGAGCACAUGAUCGGGAAGCCCGAUGUAAAGUAUAUCGCUAACAUACACGGAAACGAAGCUGUGGGACGCGAGUUAAUGCUACAUCUCAUUCAUUCCCUCGUAACAUCGUAUGGAUCAGAUGCAUAUAUUACGUGGUUAUUGGAUAAUACAAGGAUUCAUAUUCUGCCGUCAAUGAAUCCUGAUGGCUUUGAAGUUUCUAAAGAAGGACGCUGCGACGGUGGUCAAGGCAGGUAUAACGCGCGUGGCUUCGAUUUAAAUCGCAACUUCCCGGACUACUUUAAACAGAACAACAAAAAGAGUCAGCCGGAGACCGAAGCUGUCAAGGAAUGGGUCUCGAAGAUUCAGUUCGUGCUGUCGGGCAGUUUACACGGCGGUGCUCUCGUAGCCAGUUACCCCUUCGACAAUACCCCAAAUUCGCGAAUAUGUCGAUCAGCGCCACUAUGUGCAGUGUUUCAGAGUUUCACGGCGACGCCAAGUAUCUCGCCGGACGACGAUGUGUUUCAACAUUUAUCGUUGACGUACUCUCGAAACCACGGAUCUAUGUAUCAAGGAUUACCGUGCUCGCCAUCCCAGCCCGCAUUUAAACGCGGAAUUACUAACGGCGCCGAGUGGUACCCGCUUACCGGUGGAAUGCAAGACUUUAACUAUGUAUGGAACGGAUGUAUGGAAAUUACCUUGGAACUUUCUUGCUGCAAAUAUCCGCCGGCCUCGGAUUUGCCACAUUAUUGGGAGGAAAAUCGAGCGUCUUUAAUCAAGUUCUUGGCAGAAGUUCAUAGAGGUGUUCAUGGUUUCGUUGUCGAUGAAAAUGGUAAUCCCAUUGAGAGAGCGACGGUUAAAGUAAAAUCACGAGACGUCAGCUUUUCGACAACCAAGUAUGGCGAAUUUUGGAGAAUCCUAUUACCUGGCGUUUACAAAUUAGAGGUAUUCUCAAACGGAUAUAUACCUCGUGAGAUUGAAUUUGUAGUAAUCGAGCAGCAUCCGACGCUCCUCAAUGUUACGCUUUAUUCAGUAAAGAGACAGUACAAUGAUGAAAAUGGAUCUAUUUUAUAUACCGGAAAUACUGGCGGAAGGCCUUAUCCUCAUCGAGAACAUACGCUGCCCUUUCGACCACAAUCGGGAGUUAAUACCGCAGCCGAUGUCAACAGCGGUAUCUUCUCAUCUAUCAGUAACGGAUUUAACACUUUUGUGACUAACCUUUUCGGAUAA